AUGGCGCCCCUCCAGUGGGAUGGACCUAAAGAGCACACAUCUGACUUCAGCAGAUGGUGGAGUAUGUUAAUGGAAGUGCAGGUGCGAAAGGAGGGAAGGGAGCACAUAAACUUAACAGUGGAAAUACUUUGGCAGAUCUGGAAAGUUAGAAAUGAAGCUGAAUUUGAAGGGAAGGAUAGACAUCCUAUGCAAGUCAUUAGGAAAGCCAUGAAGGAUUGGGAGGAGUAUCAACAAUCACAACAAAAACAACAUCAGUUGAGCAUUCUCGAAACAGAAACAGCACAAGAUGAGGAGGAAUGGAUGGGGGAUGAGGAGUGCUUGCUGAACAUUAGUGUUGAGGUGGGUCAACAUGUCGAGGGCCAAAAUAUGGGAAUUGGAGUGACAGCAGAAAACAAUCUGAGCCAAAGACGUGAAGCUUGGAUACUGAGCGAGAGAAGCACUGGUUCAGCAGUUUUGGACAAUCUCUUGGCCAUAAAACUGACACUUCAGAAGCUCAAGGACAAAGGUUGGCAGCAUGUCAAUAUUCGAACUCCAUGCAGUCAGGUUCUUAAUAUGAUACGCUAUCAAGUUUCUGGUAACUUAAGGCUGACAACUCACUUGGACGACAUAAAAGACUUUUGCUCAAUGUUUAGGAAAUGCUCAUUUGAUAGUUUGCCUGUUGCUAUGGAUAGACUCAGUACUAAACUGAGUAGAUUAGCUAUGAUUAUACUUUGA
Messenger RNA from Coffea arabica (coffee), 714 nucleotides. NCBI's taxonomy places the organism in Eukaryota, Viridiplantae, Streptophyta, Magnoliopsida, Gentianales, Rubiaceae. The record is from RefSeq and is a predicted model, not a curated record.